This is a messenger RNA of Wasmannia auropunctata (little fire ant), 2184 nucleotides long. RefSeq names its product division abnormally delayed protein (gene dally). The coding region runs from base 1 to 2184 and encodes 727 amino acids. The record is from RefSeq and is a predicted model, not a curated record. NCBI's taxonomy places the organism in Eukaryota, Metazoa, Arthropoda, Insecta, Hymenoptera, Formicidae. The transcript is spliced from 9 exons. Gene Ontology annotation, biological process: cell migration; regulation of protein localization to membrane; positive regulation of canonical Wnt signaling pathway. Gene Ontology annotation, cellular component: plasma membrane; extracellular region; cell surface.
AUGCUCCGAGUGCCCGCAGCACCGCCACCGCUCGCUUUCGUCGCCGUCGUCGUGCCGUCUGACGGCGCGUCCGCCAAGAAGAAAACGAGAAAAAAAGGAGAGAAGCCAAACGAGAGUACAGGCGCGCUAUACAGAGCGAAAGAGAGGGGGACGAUUUUCGCGAGCGCGCUCGCGAAACAUCCUCUGGUCGACCGUACACGAAUUUUCCUCGCGGGUUUCCCCCAGGUUCCCGUCUCUCUUUCUCUCUCUCUCUCCUCAUCGCUGUUCGCCGCGUUUCGGGGCCAUUUUGCCGAAAUGAAAAUAACACCGCGAGCCGCCUCACGCGGCUUCCCCGCGUCUACGGUCCUGCUCCUCGCGAUCCUCGUCUGGUGCGUGUGCUCGAUCGCGCACGCGAGAUCGCACCGCCUGAGGACGACGACGUCCGACAGCGGUGGCAACGGCACCGAGUCCGUCGUCAACUGCGAGCUGGUCUUCGAGAACAUCACGCUCGCACCGGCCGCCGCGGACCCUUCGAAAACGACGUGCGGCGGCAAGUGCUGCGGCGUGGAGAUGGAGGCGCGUCUGAGGCAACAAGCCCGGGCGGACUUCCACGAUCUGAUCCAUCAUCACAGUAGAAGUCUACAAGGCCUCCUCGCCACCACCGCCGACGCUCUCAGAGAGACGGUGAUCGUGUUGCUGCAGCGAUCGGAGAACAAGACCCUGGUGAUGUUCGAUCAGGUGUACCGCUCGAUGGCGGUGCAGAGCAAGCCGUCGAUCCGGGCGCUCUACCAGGCGAUGAUGGACUACGUGUCGCCGGCCAACACCCCGGACAAUCUGCAGCAGCCGCUGACGCGCGAGACGCUGCAGGAGCGCAUCGGCGAGUUCUUCACGCGCCUCUUCCCGAUCGCCUAUCACUACGCCAUCAAUCCGCAUCAGGACCGGCAGGACUUCACCGACAAGUUCAAGUCCUGCCUGUACGAGAGGAUCGACGAGAUACAGCCGUUCGGCGACACGCCGCAGGACAUAUUCAAGAAGAUCGGCAAGAGCCUGGAGGCCACCAGGAUCCUGGUGCAGGCGUUGACACUCGGUAAAACUGUCCUCGACAAGACUGACAACGUGUUAUUUAGCGCCGGCGGCAGCAGCGGUAGCAGUCCGCAACAGGAGGCCUGCUACGACGCCCUACUUAGGAUGCUCCAUUGUCCCAGAUGCAAGGGAAUGGACGUACGUCCCUGCAACGGAUUCUGCACGAAUGUGGUGAGAGGCUGCCUGACGGAACCGGCGUCGGAAUUGGAUCUCGCGUGGUCCGGUUACGUGGAGACGGUCGAGAGGCUCGUCGCGGCGGUGAGCGGCAGCACCGAUUUCCACGGCCUGAACGUCAGGAUCGCCGUCAGGGAGUUGGACUCCCGCAUCUCGGAUGCCAUCAUGCACGCGAUGGAGGACGGUCCGCGGCUCGAGGAGAAGGUGAGAAGGGUGUGCGGCCGUUCGGAGCUGCUGCCGCUCGACGACGGGAAAAGCCCAGUGUCCUCGGCCGCAGCUGCGAAAUCGUCCGCGUCGUCCGCCGGCGAGGUGCACGCAGCUGCGUCGCUGUUACCGUCUCACGCGCAAGACGACCUGCUGAACAAGUUGCAAAAGCAGCUGGUUAACUUCCUGGCGAGCGUCCUCAGGUCCCGCUUCUUCUACGCCACGCUGGCAGACGUGAUCUGCGAGGAGUACUCCGACAAGCAUUGCUGGAACGGCGAACGCGUCGGCGAGUACACGAAAACCGUGGUGGACUCCAGUCCGAACGCUCAGAGAUACAAUCCUGAAUUCACGAUAACGAUGUCGUCGACGCCGGCCACCUCCUACCCCAGCAAUUCGAACACCAGCGCGCUCAUUGACCAAUUGAGGCACAUUAAUCAGGUGGUGCAGUCGCAAUUGGCGUCCGACUUCGGGCCCGACGUCUUCCUGGCGGACGAGGCCCUGGACGGCUCUGGCAGCGGGGACAGCCCGUCCUGGAGGCGCGGCAAGGGCGAGAUCGACGAUGACGAGGACGGCCACGAUCGCGGCGGCGACGACGACGACGAGGGCUCCGGCUCCGGAAUGGAUCCCACCACGACAGACCCGUCGAUGAAGACUCAUCCGAACGAUCCGCACCACGGCGGAUCAUCGACGAUCUUGCUAUCAUCUGUGGCCCUCGCCGUCGUCUGCGCAUCGUUUAUCGCUUAA